UAAUUGGAGAAAAACCCGUAAUAGAAAAAUCUUUAUUUGACUAUUUUUAAAUUUCCCUCUCGUUGCUGUCACUGUCAAAUUUCAACAAGUGCAUUGUGGACAUGGUGGAUCGUUUUUAUCAUUGUAUGAAAAUUAUAUUUCCAAUUUGCAGAUAAUCGUAUAUAACGUAAACCUUCGUCCACCCAAUUAAAGUGAAGUUUGUGAUAUGCCCUUUAGAAUUAGUGGAUUUGUGUAUGUGAUUUGUGAAAAUUUGAUAUAUCUAUUAGGGGGUCAUUUUAAAUGAACCUAACCCAACGUAUUUGUCUUCAGUAAAGUUUUAAAAGAUUAAAUUAAAAUCAUGUUUUGGAAAUACAAUACGAACUCUUCCCAGUUAGACGCUUUGCUAGCCAAAGAGGAUGUUACCCUGCAAGAAGUUAUGGAGACUGAUGACAUCAUUAAUGAAUGUAGAGUUCAGAAUAAACUUUUAAUUGAUUUUCUUCAAAAGACAGAAGUCAUGGAGGAGCUAGUAACUCUAAUAACGAAAGAGCCGUCAAUCGAUAUAGAAGAGAAAAGUAGAUUUAAGUAUCCAAAUAUAGCGUGCGAGCUGCUAACUUGUGAUGUACCCGCUUUAAACGAACGACUUGCUAGAGAUGAAGUACUUUUGGAUAAAUUAUACAGUUUCUUGGAGUGCGAUCCGCCGCUUAACCCGCUCUUAGCUUCGUAUUUUAGCAAAGUUAUGGGUGCCCUUAUCGCAAAAAAGACUGAGCAGAACUGGUUAUCCUAUCAGUUCACUUGCUUACAGGUCCUAGACUUUUUAAAGGCUAAGGACACCUUUAUAUCAUUACUGCUCAAGCACUUAGGCACUUCCGCCAUCAUGGAUCUCAUGCUCAAGCUGAUGACGCAAGUUGAAGGAGUCGAAAUGAAUCAGAAUAUAUUAAAUUGGUUAGACAGCAAAAGAAUCAUCCAGUCUUUGAUAUCCCUGUUAAGUCCAAAAGUGGAUAGAGAAAGACACUAUAACGUUGCUCAAUUACUGUGUGAUUUUGUGAGGAUUUCUAGAGAUAAUCAAAAGCAUUCUGUAGAGAGAGUCGAUCCAGAUCCGUUGCUGAACACUUUAGAAUCGCAAGAAACAGUAUCCCUCCUGCUAGACUAUAUUCUCUUAGGUGACGAAAAGAGCGAAACCGCUAUAGUAGGUGGCAUUCAAGUACUUCUUUCUUUGUUAGAUGCUUGUCCUUCGAAUGUAAUGAAGUUUAGUUCGACUCAGACUCUCUAUGGAUCUACUAUAAACGAUGAACCUUGUGAUAGUGAACAAAAACAGAGGAGUAUAUUUAGUACGACUCAAGUGAUUAAAGAUAGAAUAAGAGACUUUCACGAUUUGCUCCUAGAUCCACCAAAGCAAGACCCAGUGCUAACUACCGUAGGUAAUUUAAGUCCGCCUUUAGGUAAUACUCGUUUGCAAGUUACCAGACUGUUCGCCGUAUUGAUAGCUUCCAAUAACAAAGAAUUGUUGAAGAAUGUCGAGGCGACCGAUACGUUUUCUGUGUUGUUAGAUCUUUUUUUUAAAUACCAGUGGAAUAAUUUUUUGCACACUCAAGUGGAAAAUUGCCUUAUAGCUGCGCUUAAAACUCAUUCUACGGAGGAAAAGGAUGAGAAUUCAAAUGCCUUAAGUAAACACUUGCUGCUCAAGUGUAAAGUAAUCGAAAGAAUUAUAACUGCUUGGAAAGAAAAUGAUGAGCAACAAUCUCAGGAAAAAGGAAUUCGCAAAGGGUACAUGGGCCACCUUAUCAGCAUUAUGAAUAAGAUAGUAGAUUUGUGCAAUAAUUCUUUAGGUCAAUAUCUCAAGGAUAACCUACCAGACGUUGCCAAAAGUUUAGAUGAAUUUAAAGAGAACACUCUCGCAGAAACCAAUAGUGUGCAGCGAUGUCUGUUGGCUGAUGCUCAUCCCAACAGUUCAGCGGAAGAUCCUGACAAUUAUGAUAACCUUCCGUUUUCCCAAAAUGGACCCUUACUCCAACAGAUGUACUUCCAAUAUCAGAUGCAGAACCUGACUCCACAGAUCAUAGAAGGUUACAGUGGUUUUAAUGAUGAUGCGUUCAAUGAUGGCGAUUCCAUUCUUCAAUCCACUGACCAAAGGAGAGCCAUUUAUCACAGAGGAGAACUCAACUUCGAUCUCCCUGAAGAGGAUUUCCAGCAUAUCGAAGUCUUCAAACAAGUAUGCGCUCAGAGUAUUAAUACGUUGGAUGAUGCAGAUGACCAAAUCUUCGAUGAUAGGGAGCACACUUUCCAAACAGUGAUAGAAAAAAAUGACAAGAAUAACCUCAUUUAUAGUAGUGAUAGUGAUGAAGAACUGCCUGCUGGCGACGACAAUAUGGAUGUUGAUCCUUGGACAUCUCCCAAGCCGUCUGACCAAGGCGCGCCAUCUUUUCCAAGUGGCGAUCCUUGGAAUGCCAACUGCAGCACUCCGCCCAGCGACGAUAACACAGUCGGCGGAUGGGCCGACUUCAGCUCCGCUCAGUUCGAGGCCAACUUCUCUGGCCAAAACGAAAAUUCAGCGAGAGGCAGCAAAGACAAAGAAGGAAGCAGAUCAAGAGUAGUUCCUAUUGUGAUGGAAAAAGACCUAAAAGUGGAGAAUGUCGAUGCGGAUGAGGAGAAGGAAUCGGCGAAGAACUGCGCUGAAGGUGUUGCCCAGUUGGAUAUGUGCAAUACGAAGAGUGCCGCUGGAGAUCAGGGUGAUAUUCCGGUAGAGGAUAUUGAAAGUGGCAAAACCGUUGAAAGUAAUGCAACUGUUGAACCGUCCAAAAGCAUAGCGGGCGACACUAGCUUAACAACAGCACCAGCGAAUCCAGAGACACCGGAGCAAGAUAAAAAAGUUUGAGCAAUCCCUCCACAUAUCAAUCGGGAAUCUACAUAGAAAUCUUAAGAAAAAUGUCGUACGAAAUAUUUUGUAAUUCAACACAAAUAAAAAAAAACAAUUUAAUCACUUGUGAGAAUCUUAGAACAAUAACUACUGCCUCUCAAACAAUAGUGACACACACGUCGCAAGAAUUUUUUAAGCCCUGCGCAAAAUGCAUACCGUGUUUUAUUGAUACAUUUAUACACUGCGCGUCAGAGAAAAUUGGCCACUCAUAAAAUUUAAGAAAUGUUUUAUCUUUUUAUUUUUUUUUCUUAUUUAAAUCAAGUUAAAUCAGGGGAUCGAACCCGUGUAUAUUAACAUUAUAUUAGAUUGUGAAUCAAGCACAUCAAAAUUCACCCAAUUAGACACGCCAACUGAAUGUUUUAAACUUUUUGACAGUCAUAUUUGCUUAUUGUGUAAGUAAUUAAUCAAAUUAGUUUGAUUUUUGUGGAAUUAAAAUAUUAAAGUAAAACAAAAUAUAGAGUAAGAAAACAAUAUAUUCGAUGAACAUUAAUAGAAAUUUUGUUGAAAAUCAAAUUGUGUAAAUCGAAGCACAACUACAUUUUACAUUUUCCAAAUAGGUAUAUAAUUUUUUAUUACAUUACUAAAACAUUUACAGUUAAAUACCUGUUGCUUUUAAAAACUAUUUAAAAAGUCAUUAAAACUAUAAACUUAUUUUUAUCUCUGCUCUCACAACAAUAAAAACUAAAACACAGCAUUUGUAAACUCACAGCCGCCAUAUUAAAUAAUUUUUGACAGGUUAUUGGAAUGCCCAAUCAGAGCAAACGUAUAACGUGUCUGAUGCCAUUCAUCUGCGCGUAGGGCUAAAAAUUUUUGAUGAAUUCGCGCACAUUUACAUUUACUUCCAAUCCCAUUUUUCCCAAUCGCGCCUCAAGAAGUAUAACUUCAAAAAAUAAAAAAAUCUGAAAUUUUGUAUGUGGCCCGUUUUCUCUGACGCGCAGUUUAUAUGCGAUAUUUAUUUAUAAUUAUUAGUGUAUUUAUUUUUGUUUUCUUAGCAGAAAGCACUAUUAGGCUCACUGGCUUCUAAAUAUAAUACACAGGAUGAAUUUUCAGUAUGAAAAAUCAAAUUUCUAUAUAUCUUAGCACAUGGAUUGUGCUGAGUCACACGUGACUCAAUAAUUCGUAUUUUUGAAAUCUCAGCACGCAUUACUGACGUUUUUAGUCAUGUCGUUAAAUGACAGUUCUAAAAUCUCGCUUUAUUAAAGGUGGUAAUUAUUAAUUGAGUGAGCUAGAAGCCAAGGGGUAUAAAUGUCAAAAAGUUGAUAUUGAGAUAUUUCAAUUUGAAAUAUUAUUACUUAAAAAAAACAGAAAUCUAAAAUAUAUGAGUCAUGCAUCUAAAAUUAUUUGUUAUCUUUAUGUUUAUACCAUUGAUUAAUAAAUAUAGGGGAGAAGAUACGAAACCCUGUGCAUUCUUUUGUUCCCUUUAAAAUCUGCCUGUAUAGUGGCGCGCCUAGCGUAAAUUUGUUGAAGCUAGCCAAGAACAAGCACUUAUUCUACGUGGUCCGUAUUCAAAAUUUUAACGCACAGUCGCUAUCAUGUUAAUCUGUAUUAAUUUUUUUUCUGCAAAAACGUUGAAAAUAUAAAUUGACUUUAGAGUUUUUUUCACUAGUCUUGACCUCACAAGUAAAUACUUUUCGAGUUAUUUGCGCGUGGAUAUAUUCAUGUUCCAAAAAAAGUAUGUUUCAUGAGGAAAUGAGGAAGUAUUUCGCCAAAAAAAUAUUCAUAGCAAAAAUACAGCUUAUAAAAAAAUGAAAAAAUGUUUUAUAUAUGACAUAUGAAGUCGUAGACCCAGUAAGAGCAGAGUUGUGGCUAAUAAAAAGUAGGUUCUUAUUCGUCAAAUUCCAAAUUGAAUAUUUCUUCGUGAAAUAACCAAAAAAUUAAGCACUUUUCGGGGAAAUCUCAUCAUAACUUUUUUAAAAAAGUGUUUAAAAACCGCUUUAUUUUUUUAAGUUUCUAGUAUCAGAAGUAAACAAGUUGGGCACAAAAUAAAGUUGAUCCGUUUUUUUUUGUAAAAAAAAUCUUAAAAAUCACCUUUUAAUUAGCAUCCCACAUGAAAUUAAUCAGUAGCGCUUCAUAAGUUACUUUACGUAUAUGUAUGCUUAUAGAGUAAGUUUCAUCGGUUCAAAGUGCGUAUUUUUGAAAGGCUGUAGUUAAAAGGGUUUCAAUGGGUCACCAGUCACGAGUAUAUGCAAAUUUUAAACAGCCAUAUCUUAACCAAUUUUUGUGUUACAGAAAAACAAAAUAUUCAGAAAAGCAAAACCUUUACACUUUGGGAUAUUUCGUAUCACUGAUAAUUAGGGAGCGGAUAAAAUUUAUGCUAAAUGCAUAUUGCAUGCAUAUUUCGCAUAUUUGAGAAUUUUACUAAAUUUUGCAUAUUUUUAAAGAGACAUGCAUAUUUUGUGCCUAUUAAACAACUUCAUUUUUUCUUAGAAAAUACCCGAUCUUUAUAAAAAGUACUUAUAGUGCUUAUAGUAACCCGUUAUAAAAUGAUUGUAGGAUGUUAAAGUGAUGAAGGAUGGUUUACCCAGAAAUCCAAAUUUUAUUUACUUUUAUGAUAUUUAGUCGGUAUGAUAGCUAUAAUUCUAGUGAUUCUUUUAAAUCCUCUAUUGUUAAGAGAAUUUACACCUUUAACCAUAGUUUUACGAUUUUCUAACGGAAAUUAACAAGUUAUUUUAAAUACGCCCCAAUUACUUCUACUGAUGUUGAAAGGAGUUUUUCAAGUUAUAAAAAUAUUUUAUCUGAUCAAAGAAUAUGUUUCCUCGUAAAGAAUUUGGAAAAACACAUUGUAGUGAAUUAUAAUCGAAAAGAAUAAUAUAUUUAUAGUGGUAUUGUUGUUUUAUUUUAAAUAGUAACUAUUGGUAGCAGUUUUUGUAAAAACUGUGAAUAAAUUGCAUAUAUUAUAAAAAAUGAUUUUAUUUGAAAGAUAAUAAAUAAGAUUGCCGCUCCCCCUAUAAAAGAACCCCUUAGAAUAGGAUAGAAUAGAAAAUUUGUGGUUUCUCGAAAUGCGCAUUUUUUGAAUUAUUAUGCAUAUCUUGCGCAUAUUUCGUAAUUUUUUACCGCAUAUAUAUGCGCAUAUUUCAUCAAAAUUGAUCGCAUAUAAAUCCGCUCCCUACUGAUAAUUAUAAAGUUAUUUUGAAAAAAAAAGGCAUUUUUCUUUCAAAACAAAAAAUUGCUGUAAAACUAAAUUUACGAUAAAACUUACAGAUCAUGACAAGGCGAAAACGGCGGGUCCGUUGGAAAAAAUAUUCCCAUGAGAUUUUUUGGCAUAAUCACAUUCGUGAGACAUCCCAGAAUAAGGUUCAAGAAGUCGCCCACGUGAAAAGUGGUUCAUUUUUUUUUUAACCAAAUUGCAAAAAUCAAUAUUUUUGGCUCGGACAUUUUUUUUGUAGGUUUUUUGGGCCAUUCUGGAUAAAAAAGGUCUCUUAUUAUUUUUCUCUGAAGUUGAUCGUUUUCGAGUUAAAAGCAAUUUAAAAUUGAGAAAAAACGAAAAAUGGCGAUUUUCAAGGCUUAAUAACUCGGUUAAAAGUUAUUAUUAUGAAAGUGUCUGAAAGUGACUAAACCAAAGUUUAAUGUCCCACCUACAAGAUCCUGAAUUCAAUAAGUAUACUUAGUCACGAUUUUCCCCCUAACUCGGAAAAUAUCGACCGCAUGAAAAAACUUGAAAGAAAUUGUAGGAAAUCACAACAACUUAAGUCCUUACCAUUUUUUCGAAGAGUUUAAAGUGGUCGAGCGGUUUACUUCGUCAAUUUUAUAUUAAGUAAAUACCGUUGCAAUAUCUUCAAACAAAAUAUACAAUCAUCAGAAGAGACUGUAAUUAACGAAAAUACCUACCUAAUUUUUUAUCGAGAUUAUGAGGCAAAUAAGAUAAAUGUACAAUAUCUAAAAUCACCCAGUGAGUAUUUUUCUCGUUAAAUAAUUUUUUUAUUUGGAAUAUUUAAUGAUUUCUUUCAAGAAUUCAAAUUCUCCCCUAUAUUUAUUAAUCAAUGCUUAUACUUUAUUAUGCAACUUAACAUUUUUUAGCUAUAUUUUUCUUACAAGCCCGGACUUUGGGGCAGAGUUAGAAAAUAUCUUAAUUUUGGAGAUAGUUAAUCAGAUAAGUAAUAAAAAUGCGUCAAACAGAAAAAUCUUUAAUGUAAAAUAUUUUACAGUUAUUAUUUUCAUCAGAUUCAGUGAGAUUCUGAAUAGAAUCUCACUGAAUACAGUUCUGAAAGUAUUAUCAUCGUUUUGUCUAUUUUGUUGCCCUGCAUUAACUUUCUAUAAAACUGUCAAACUUGAUAAAUUUGACUAUUUUUAUCUUUUAAGAAGAAUUGAAAAAUUAAUUUCUUAAAAAAACAAAAAUCAGUAUUAUAAAGUUCCUUGUGAAAGAGUUUUAAUGGAUAAUCUUUUUUAGCCAUCGCGUUUUACUUAUUCCUGUAAACUUGAUUUCAUUGUAUUCUCCAUGGGAGAUAUAACGUAAAAUCAUCAGGCUGCAUUUUUACCACAAUAAUCUUUUUACUGGCCACUGCUAAAAGGCUCUUUGCUUUUUCAAAAAUUAACAAAAGCUUGGUCCUGAAAUGAAUAUAACAGUUUCCUUGGUGGCAAAGGGAUCCAAGUAUACUUGGACCCGUUUAGCUCUUAAACAAUUGUUUAAAAUAUGGUAAAAACCAAGUAAAUGUAUAUAUUGUUUUGAUUUUUGCAUUUAACUCAGUAUUAAAAAACUCAACUUAAACCUCUUGAACAAAAAAUCUAUAAUUUUUGUUGAAUCUUAGAGCCGUCACACUUGACAUAAUUUAGUUGAUUUGUGAGCCUAGAUAUAUAUGACUUUGACCAUAAUAUGGUCAUAUAUCUAGGCUCAUAUAUUAUAAAAGCCUAGAUAUAUGACCACUUUUACUCUUUCGAAAAUUUAUGUUCCAACCGUUAGAUUUUUGGGUUUUGCCACUUACUUAUUAUUUGUUACCUUCACAUACCUAGUUUUACAAGUAUUAGAGUGUAGUUCGAUUUUGUCCGCAUAUCAUCUGGGUUUUAGAUAUAUUAAUUUUCAAUACCUAUUCUAGCGAGGAAAGGUAGAGCUGAUUUAAAAGUUCUUUAGCCUCAUCUAUCAUAUCAGCUAUUAGCACAAUAUCAUCUGCAAACCUCAGGUGGCUGAUAUUUUCUCCGUUUAUGUAUAUUCCCUUGUCACUCAGUUUUGUUCUUUUACAUAUAAUAUAUUCCAAAAACGUAGUGAGCGUUUCCUUACCGUUUGUUCUAUUUUAAUUGUUGAAAAGUAAAUAUCUCAAGAAAUAUAGAAAUUUUUGAUUUUUCAGUGUUAAUUUGAAAGGUAGUUUUUUGUUUAAGGAUUUUUUUGCAAACAGUAUAUUUAAAUAACAACUGUAGCCCCAAAAUUGUAAAUAAUGAACCUUUUUCUUUAGUUUUUAAUGUCUUAUUUUAUUUAUUUAUAGUAAAUUAAAAAAUUUUGAAGAAAAAUAAAUUCGACCAACUACAGUCUUGUUAAAAUUUAGUUAAUAUUAUUUAUUGUUAGUUCCAAAUUCGUUCGUUCUAAAGGUAAUAUUUAUUUGCCCAAAUGUAAUGAACCAUUCCUGUUAUUUUUUCAGUAAUCAAUAAAGAACAGUUCCACUUAGAUAA
Messenger RNA from Diabrotica virgifera virgifera (western corn rootworm), 8491 nucleotides. RefSeq names its product serine/threonine-protein phosphatase 6 regulatory subunit 3-B (gene fmt). Gene Ontology annotation, cellular component: nucleus; cytosol. The record is from RefSeq and is a predicted model, not a curated record. Bases 338 to 2851 code for a protein of 837 amino acids. Gene Ontology annotation, molecular function: protein phosphatase regulator activity; protein phosphatase binding. NCBI's taxonomy places the organism in Eukaryota, Metazoa, Arthropoda, Insecta, Coleoptera, Chrysomelidae. The transcript is spliced from 15 exons.